Molecule: messenger RNA, 696 nt
Organism: Limanda limanda (common dab)
Lineage: Eukaryota; Metazoa; Chordata; Actinopteri; Pleuronectiformes; Pleuronectidae
Product: H-2 class II histocompatibility antigen, A-S beta chain-like
Exons: 1
Biological process (GO): positive regulation of T cell activation; immunoglobulin production involved in immunoglobulin-mediated immune response; antigen processing and presentation of exogenous peptide antigen via MHC class II
Cellular component (GO): MHC class II protein complex
Molecular function (GO): MHC class II protein complex binding
Source: RefSeq, a predicted model, not a curated record
UUUGCUCUGAUCUUCUCCACACUCCAGUGCCUCCGGUUGUCAGGGUCCAUCACACAGAGCCGGCUGACUACGGGGGGGCAGACGAUCCUCCACUGCAGCGUCUUGGGCUUCUACCCUCAGAAAGUGCAGGUGAGCUGGCUGAGGGACGGGGUGGAGGUCUCCAGCGACGUGUCGUCCACUGACGUCCUGGCCAAAGAGGACUGGAGCUUCCAGGUCCACUCCUACCUGGAGCUGACGCCCAAGACGGGGGAGCAGGUGAAAAAGUUUUCCCACAGAAAAAGUAUCCCGGAUAGGAAUGUAGCCAUCUUACACUGAUGACGUCAUCUGGAGCCAGAGUCUGAGCAGGAACAGUCGGGGAAAGAAGCCGAGGCCGAUGAGUGAGUCUCAGCUGUCAGUCAUGACCUUACUCUCCUGUUUUGAUAGCUUUUAGAGGCUGUUCACCUCAAAUGACUUUAACUUCUUAUCUGAUGGUAAAGUUGAUCUCUGCAUGUCCACGAAAAACAAAUGAAGCGUUUCCAAAAUUCCUCUUAACUCUUUCCUGGCCCAGCUCGUUUAAAUCUAUGUAUAGACUUUAAUACAUUUAGUUUAUGGGAGGCUGUUGGUCCUUGGUGGAGAAAUGUCUUAUUGACCCAUUGAUUCUGAGAUCUCUGGAGAUGUGGAAAUGUUAAAUCCACAUCAGAUCCACUUUGCCUGUGU